CCGCGGGCUUCAAGCGGCUCGGGUCGGGGCAGCACCCCGUGACUAGCCCUCUGGCGUCCGCGCGGAGGACUUGGCUGGGCUGGGAGGCUGCAAAGUAAUAUUGGCAACAGUGCUUGCAAUGGAGUCACUUUCCUGCUCUUCUGAGGAUGGUAGUCAGCCAUCACGUGAUAAGAAUAAAGAGAUGCUCCUAGGUUACCCCACCAGGCGUCGCAGUUGUGCUUUGGUAAAUACUCCAUCUCCAUGUGUUAACAAAGCUAUUCAUCACAUUCAAGAGCUGGAAGUAAAGAUAGAAAGCUCCUUUCAACAGCAUGAUUGUAUGCUUGAGAAGGAGAAAAUUCCAUGCAGGACUUUAACCUUAAAGCAGGAAACAAAAGCAGUAUUAUCAGAGGUCGUUGAGCUGAUUAAGCGACUAGAAGCUGAACGUAAAGAGGCUGAAGAAGCUUUGAAGCGGGAAAAACAGCGAAAGAAAAAGCUUGUAAUGAAAAUUGAUUGCAUGUCAAUUUGGAGGCUUCAACAAUUCCCUAUAGCUGUACAAAAAGAACAUGAGAUUUGUACUCAAGAUAUCUCAGAACUACAGUGGCAUUUUGACUGUGCAAAUUGUCAGCUACAACAGGUAAAAGCCCAAGUACUUAAGAUAGAGACAGUUAAUGGAAGGAUUCAGGAGGAUAUAGACUUCAUGAAGAAAUACAGCCCUCUGCUGGAAGAAAAGCUGAAUCUUGAGGGUGACGCUAUGAAGGAUGUAUUACUGGCACAUGGAAAGGCAUCAAAAUUAUAUUAUGAUGUUUAUCGGGAACUUCUGAGAAUCCAGAAGAUUUUAAAACAAGUCACUGAAGAAGCUGAAAAGGAGAGAAAAUCUAUGUCUGAGAAAAUUAAAUACGCUGAGAUAGUGUUGAAGCAGUACCAGAAUGAUUUAAAACACUCAGAAUUUCUUUGGACUGAAUUGUGUAUCAAAUUAAAAGAAACAGAGGAGAAGAUUAUAAAGGAAGAGAGACACCUUGAAGAGUUAGUAAAGCAAAAAGAAGAGAUACAGGAAGAUACUAAAUCUUGGAACAACAAUGUACAGGAUUUAAACAAUAAAAUAUUGGCUCAAGAAAAUGAGAACAAAAGUUUAUCGGAUGCUUGUUCUGAAGUGAUUAAAGUGAUGGAAGAUUUAAAAACUAGCUGGGGAUCUGAACAGCUUACUCUGAAACAAAUGCUCCUCAAUACCCUUCAAGCAGUUGAUGAAUUGGAACAUGAAAAUAAAGAACUUGAAAGAGAAAAUGAAGAAUAUGUGCAAAAAUCCAGAGAAAGUUCAAGAAGAAAAAUAACGUAUCAGUCAGAACUGCAGAUUAUAUGCAAAAACACCCGUAAAAUUGAAGAGCAAAUAAGAAAAGUGAAUAAAGAGUUAUAUAAUAUUGAAAUGACUUAUGGUGAAGGAAAAAUAAAACUGGAGGAAUUAGAAGAAAAAAUAAUUAGAGAAAAAAUCCGCUACAAGAAUUUGGAAGAGAAUGUAAAAAAAUUAAUUCGAGAUGAAAGAGGAACAUGGCAACUGACUCAGGCCAGGAUUAAAGCAAUGUAUGGUGAGCUAGAGCAAAAGAAAAAAGAUAGCGUCAAGAUAAAAGAAGAAACUAUAAAGAAGAUAGCAGACAUUGAGGGACCAGUGGCUGAACUGGAAGCACAAUUUAUUGAAAAUAAAAAUAUGCAUAAAGAAAAUAUUGAGAAACUUUACAAUCUGAAUCAGAGGAUGCAAGAACUAGAUGAACAGAAGAAACAAGCAGAACAACAACUGGAGCACAAAAAGAGUACCAUGAAGAAUCAGUUAACUGAUAUACAGGAAAAAUAUUCAGAUGUUACCAGUCGGCUAGAUGAAACCACUCACAUUAUUGAAAAUUUUCAAAACAGAAUUCAUGAAUUAAAUGAAUUAGCAGAGACAAAGCAAAAACAAAUUGAAACUACAGAGAAAUCCCUCAUAGAAUUGAGGGAAAAUUUUAGUGCUGUUAACUGUAAGCAGGAGAAAAAUCAGAUGCUAAUUGAUUAUCUCCAGAAUGAAUUAGGAAAAUAUGAGAAGAGAAUACAGCAUGAGGAAAAAACAUAUGGAGAAUUACUAUGGACUAGACAGAAAAAUUUGGAAGAGAUGAAGAUUACUCUGGAGCAGAUGAUAAAAGAAAAUUUGUGGUUAGCACAAGAAUAUCAGAUCUUUCAAAAAUAUUAUUUAAAUGAUAAAGAAAACCUUAUGGAUCUCUAUGAUGAUAGGAUCAAGGUGGAAGCUGCAGUUAGAGAUCAUCAGCAGGGACCCCUCUUGCAAGCACCUGUUACAACAGGAAAUAAACCACCUCAUACAGUUAGGUGCCAUGGAACCCAUACCAUCACAACACGGGAGAGAGGUUUUUAUUCCCAUUACUUUCUAACUCAGAGAAAGACUGGCAGGUGGAGAUGCAUCCUGGAUUUACAAAAACUCAACAAAUCUGUAAGAACACAACAUUUCAAAAUGGUGACUAACCACACUAAUUCUAGCAUUAGAGAAAGGAGAUUGGCUUUCAGCCCUCGACCUCCAGGACAUUUAUUAUCAUAUUACCAUUCACCCAUCACACGGAAGAUUCCUGAGAUUCACCUGAGGGAAACAGCAUUUCCAAUACAGAGUACUACCCUUCAGCCUUUCCGCUGCCCCAAGAGUUUAUUCCAAGGUUCUCCUUGUCAUUGCAGCUCACCUCCACAGACAAGGAGUGAUGAUAUUUCCAUUCUUAGACAACUGCCUGAUAAUAAUCAGGCAUCAGGAAGCAAUAAAUGCCACACAGAGCAUGAUAACCCUGUUCAUGGACAUGGGGUUGCAAAUAAAUGUUUGGAAGUCCACACUGGUUCCUGUCCAAAAGUUGGAAUUCAUGGGAGCCUACCUCAAUUGUCUCACAGCAACUGCAAUGUUAUCCCAACAAUGCUUCCUCACUCUAGUCAACCUAAUUUCAAUGGUGAUGGACAGCCCACCAACAUCUACCAGAACAUGCUUACAACUCUUGGGGCAUAUGUUGGCAGCAACAUUUGUUGUAAAACAUGCCAGACUCCACCUGAGAUGCUUGCAGACCUGGCUUCAAACAGUGUAUAUACCACACAGACACUCUCUCAACAGAUGCCUCACAGUGCCACACAGAGUAAAAGACUCACUAACAUUGUGGACAGAAUCAAAUAG
This is a messenger RNA of Gopherus flavomarginatus (Mexican gopher tortoise), 3160 nucleotides long. Its product is annotated as coiled-coil domain-containing protein 178-like. NCBI's taxonomy places the organism in Eukaryota, Metazoa, Chordata, Testudines, Testudinidae. The transcript has 18 exons. The record is from RefSeq and is a predicted model, not a curated record. The coding region runs from base 119 to 3160 and encodes 1013 amino acids.